UAUACGACACCCUCAAACCACGGAGGGGUUGCAUCAGAGAGUGGCCGUGAAGCCGAUUAUCCGACGGAUAGAAAGCUGAAGGGUCCCAGUCUGACAUAUUCAUGGCCGCCAAAGCUGGAGCAUCCCCGGCGACGUACUCACCGUCUCCAACAACCUAUAAGAAGAACAGACCUCCUAUUUUCACCGACGUUGAUUGGGUUCGUCCCGACGGUCGUGAUUUUCAUCAGUGCAGACCUGCAUUUCUACGAACGGGUGCCGUAAAUGCAGCAUCAGGAUCUGCUUAUGCAGAGUUUGGUAAUACCAAGGUCAUGGUGUCUAUAUUUGGGCCCAGGGAAAGUAAGAAAGCGAUGAUCUACAGUGAUAUUGGUCGCCUGAAUUGUAAUGUUAGUUAUACAACUUUUGCCACUCCAGUUCGAGGACAGGCAUCAGACAACAAAGAAAUUUCGUCACAGUUGCACAAGUCUUUGGAGGGUGCCAUCAUGCUAGAUACAUUUCCGAAAACAACUGUGGAUGUUUUUGCAUUAGUAUUGGAAUCUGGAGGAUGUGAUCUUCCUGUGGUAAUCUCAUGUGCCAGUCUUGCUUUGGCAGAUGCAGGGAUUAUGAUGUAUGAUUUGGUUGCUGCAGUUUCUGUGUCUUGUCUCGGGAAGAAUCUUGUCAUUGACCCUGUUUCAGAAGAAGAAAACUAUCAAGAUGGUGGUCUUAUGAUUACCUGUUUACCAUCUCGUAAUGAGGUUACUCAGCUAACAAUAACCGGAGAAUGGUCUACCCCUAAGAUUCAUGAGGCAAUGGAACUAUGCCUUGAUGCGUGUUCGAAACUAGGGAAGAUCAUGCGAUCAUGUUUGAAAGAAUCCUCCUCUACUUCACAAGAAUAGCUCAAGACAUGUAUGUUCGAUUUAUAGUUUCUCAUUACAAGAUGCAUAAUAGUCGUCGGUUCAGUUUUGAAUCUUGUUUUACCCUGUCCAAAUUUUGAACCUGUGAUAAAUGCUCUUUUCUUGCUAGCCUUGGUUUUGUUUCUUUAAAUUCUUUUUUUUUUGGCAUAAAGAUGUGUGUUUCCUA
Messenger RNA from Cynara cardunculus var. scolymus (artichoke), 1056 nucleotides. RefSeq names its product exosome complex component RRP41-like. Lineage: Eukaryota; Viridiplantae; Streptophyta; Magnoliopsida; Asterales; Asteraceae. The record is from RefSeq and is a predicted model, not a curated record. Gene Ontology annotation, biological process: rRNA catabolic process; nuclear mRNA surveillance; poly(A)-dependent snoRNA 3'-end processing. The transcript is spliced from 7 exons. Gene Ontology annotation, cellular component: cytoplasmic exosome (RNase complex); nucleolus; nuclear exosome (RNase complex). Bases 102 to 872 code for a protein of 256 amino acids.